AUGUUUCAAUCACUUUUUAUAUCUGGUGUGAACCCAGAGACUCUUUUUCAAAUUCUGGACAUUCAAAGCGGUAAGGACUUUCCACUCGUCGACGAAGUCUUUAGGCGAUGGUUCGAUGAAAAAAGUAAACGGGGAGGAUGCGAUGGUGAUGUUGCUUCAGAGCCUUUGUCAAGACAAAAACAAAAAAUUGAAAAGUAUCACUACAGAAAUGUACAGAUACAUAAUCUUAAACCCAUUAACCAAUCGUAUGGUCUUCCAAGCAAUGGCAGGACAGUCUCCGCAUUUAUUAUUCAGAAUUCUGGACCUUGA
Plasmopara halstedii is the source of this 309-nucleotide messenger RNA. RefSeq lists its product as uncharacterized. Lineage: Eukaryota; Oomycota; Peronosporomycetes; Peronosporales; Peronosporaceae. The transcript is spliced from 2 exons. The coding region runs from base 1 to 309 and encodes 102 amino acids. The record is from RefSeq and is a predicted model, not a curated record.